This is a messenger RNA of Microthlaspi erraticum, 537 nucleotides long. NCBI's taxonomy places the organism in Eukaryota, Viridiplantae, Streptophyta, Magnoliopsida, Brassicales, Brassicaceae. The record is from the annotation of a GenBank genome assembly.
AUGGGUUUAAGGUCCAUAAUAUCGACCAUCACAUACUGUUUGUUCCUUCGCUAUCCACACAAGAAGCCAAAGGUUAAAAGUAAGAGCCACCUCAACUAUUACCACACCAUGCCAAGGGCUCGUCCACUUUCUUUACAGACGAUAGACCUGAAAGUAAGGAUGUGCUGUAGUGGAUGCGAGAGGGUGGUCAAGCAUGCAAUUUACAAGCUGAGAGGGGUGGACUCGGUGGAGGUGAACCUGGAGAUGGAGAGAGUGACGGUGGUUGGGUACGUGGAGAGGAAGAAGGUGCUGAAGGCGGUGAGAAGAGCUGGUAAGCGCGCCGAGUUUUGGCCCUAUCCGGACAUGCCUCGCUACUUCACUUCCUCCGACCACUACUUCAAAGACACAACCCGCGAGUUUAGGGAGAGCUACAACUACUACCGCCAUGGCUACAACCUCAGCGACCGUCACGGUCAUAUCCACGUCACUAACCGUGGGGACGACAAAGUCAGCAACUUCUUUAACGACGACAACGUCCACGCUUGUCGCCUUAUGUGA